AUGGCGCGCGUUUCAAAGGAUAAUGUUCGCCUCAUCGUCAUUGUGACCGGCGCAAACGCGGGUAUCGGAUUUGGAUUGUGCCACCGCCUACUCGUCCAGCUGUCACAAGUGAAUCCUCCAGAUUCACGACCAUUGUUUGCACCAUCAACGCCCUACACGAAAGUGAACGAAUCCGUUUUUGCGAGCAGCCCAUCCCCGCCUCGACUCACACUCAUACUCGCAUGCCGUGACACGACCCGUGCGGAGAAUGCUAGAGCGGCGCUCUACGGGCUCCUGGAUACCUACAUCGCUCAGAUACCGCGGCCCUCGGAGGACAGCGUCUACGCGUCCGAGUUUCGGAAGAAUCUCCAGCUGAAUAUUCACCGUGUCGACUUGAGUAACACGCAAAGUAUCCUGCGGUUCGGGAGGGAGAUAUCACAAAAGUAUCCAUAUAUUUCGCAUUUAAUCUGUAACGCCGGCGUAUCAACUUACAGCCAUAUUGACUAUAUCGUAUUCGCUCGACAGUGCCUCGAGUCAUUUCUUGACGCUGUGCUGCAUCCAACGUACAACGUGCAGAAAAUCGGUGUCAUGAGCGGGGACAAUCUUGGCUUCGUCUGGCAGUGCAACAUUUUUGGGCACUAUGUCAUGUUCCGCCAGCUCCAGUCGUUACUAGCCAAGUACAAGACCAUUAGUAAAUGCUCGUCCCGCACCAUAUGGAUGUCUUCCGUCGACGCACUGCCGCUAUAUGAACCCACUGAUGACUGGCAGCUCACUAAGACUAGCGCCUCGUAUCAAGCGUCGAAGUCCCAAACUGAUCUUAUGACAAUGGCCCUCGCACAACCAUGUGGAACGGAGUGCAACGGGCAUGAAGCCACGAUAGAACACUUACUCGUAACACCUGGAAUUACGCCGACAAAUAUAGCUGCCGAAUUGCUGCGGUCAUAUAUUCUCGAGCUGCUCAUGCUGCUAUUCUUUUAUAUUUGUCGUUGGAUCGGCUCGCCUCAUAUUCUGUUCUCCACGUAUAAGGCUGCCGUUGCGGCCUCACACGCUGCGCUCGCCCCGCUCUCCCACCUUCCGCGUUUCGUUCAUGACGAUAGCGCCGUAGCAUUCCCGAAAUUCAGCGCGCAGACCGACCGGUGGGGGAACGAGAGUGUCGGAAUCAUUCCUGUACGCCAGUGGCAGGAACACCCCGAUGAGGGUAACAAUCUCAUCGAGCGAUGCGAGCGAUUAUACCAAACGUUUCUGAAGGCGGAGAUACAGAAGGAGUAUUGA
Messenger RNA from Fibroporia radiculosa, 1251 nucleotides. RefSeq lists its product as uncharacterized. Gene Ontology annotation, cellular component: lipid droplet; endoplasmic reticulum membrane; mitochondrial outer membrane. NCBI's taxonomy places the organism in Eukaryota, Fungi, Basidiomycota, Agaricomycetes, Polyporales, Fibroporiaceae. Bases 1 to 1251 code for a protein of 416 amino acids. The record is from RefSeq and is a predicted model, not a curated record. The transcript is spliced from 5 exons. Gene Ontology annotation, molecular function: 3-beta-hydroxysteroid 3-dehydrogenase (NADP+) activity.